UCGGUAUCGCCUAGUUUGGGUCCAGGUUGGAUUUGGAAUCGUGGAGAUGCGGAAGGAAACCCCGACCCCGCUCGUGCCCCCGGCGGCCCGCGAGUGGAACCUGCCCCCCAAUGCACCCGCCUGCAUGGAACGGCAGUUGGAGGCUGCACGGUACCGGUCUGACGGUUCCCUUCUGCUCGGGGCCUCCAGUCUGAGUGGUCGCUGCUGGGCCGGCUCUCUGUGGUUUUUCAAGGAUCCGAAUGCGGCCCCCAACGAAGGCUUCUGUUCUGCGGGCGUCCAGACCGAGGCCGGAGUAGCUGACCUCACUUGGGUGGGGGACAAAGGUAUCCUAGUGGCAUCUGAUUCAGGUGCUGUUGAAUUGUGGGAACUAGAUGAGAAUGAGACACUUAUUGUCAGCAAGUUCUGCAAGUAUGAGCAUGAUGACAUUGUGUCUACUGUCACUGUCCUGAGCUCUGGCACACAAGCUGUCAGUGGUAGCAAAGACUUCUGCAUCAAAAUUUGGGACCUGGCUCAGCAGAUGUCACUGAAUUCAUACCGAGCUCAUGCUGGCCAGGUCACCUGUGUUGCUGCCUCUCCCCACAAGGACUCCGUGUUUCUUUCAUGCAGUGAGGACAGUCGAAUUUUGCUCUGGGAUACCCGCUGUCCUAAGCCAGCAUCACAGAUAGGCUGCAAUGCUUCUGGCUACCUUCCUACCUCCCUGACUUGGCAUCCUCAGCAGAGUGAAGUCUUUGUCUUUGGUGAUGAGAAUGGAUCUGUCUCCCUUGUGGACACCAAGAAUGCAAGCUGUACCCUCAGCUCAGCUGUACACUCCCAGUGUGUCACUAGACUGGUAUUCUCUCCACACAGUGUUCCCUUUCUGGCCUCUCUCAGUGAAGACUGCUCACUUGCUGUGCUGGAUUCAAGCCUUUCUGAGGUGUUUAGAAGUCGAGCCCACAGAGACUUCGUGAGAGAUGCUACGUGGUCUCCACUCAACCACUCCCUCCUUACCACAGUUGGCUGGGACCAUCAAGUCAUCCACCAUGUUGUGCCCCUAGAGCCUCUCCCAGCCCCUGGACCUGAGAAUGUUGUGGAGUAGAAUGGAUUUCAGAAAAAAACAAGCCCUCCACCCGCAAGAAUCUACUUGCUUGCCCCUGCCUUCUGAUUGUGAGAGCACAGGAGCCUUGUAGAGCAGGUUUACUCCCUAGUCCUGUGCAGUAAAUAGGCAGAAUCUCAGCCUCAGGGAGGCUGCAUUCCAUAGUGACUAGGAGGAAAACUUCCUUUAUAAAUGGAUGUAUGUGUGAGAGCACAUGUGUAUGAGUGUAUUGAGUAGUUUGGGGUGGGGGAAAUUGUCCUUCAGCUUUCCCAAAGCAAUGUUCUGUAUUCCCCACAAAGUGACCAGAGGGUUUUAUGCUCCCUAAGUCCAAGAAUUGGCUAUUUUGUUUGGCAUAUGGAAUGUGGGUAUCCCUAGAUUUGUGGGAGUAGUUCUGCUACUCAGAUGGGGUAACUUAUUUUUAUAUAGAGUUUAAUUCAUUAUUAUGGGAAAUACUUCCAUUCACAAAAGUCCAGCCCACAGUACCUUGAGAGGACACAGGAAAUACUACAAAUCCCUGUUAAGCCGAAUCAAAUCCAUUUUCUGGGUAAAUAAAUUUGGCUGUUGCAAUGUA
Peromyscus eremicus (cactus mouse) is the source of this 1643-nucleotide messenger RNA. RefSeq names its product WD repeat domain 77 (gene Wdr77). NCBI's taxonomy places the organism in Eukaryota, Metazoa, Chordata, Mammalia, Rodentia, Cricetidae. The transcript has 10 exons. Gene Ontology annotation, cellular component: methylosome. Gene Ontology annotation, biological process: oocyte axis specification. Gene Ontology annotation, molecular function: protein binding. The record is from RefSeq and is a predicted model, not a curated record. The coding region runs from base 47 to 1075 and encodes 342 amino acids.